AUGGCUUCAGAUGCGCAAGAUGACGAUCGAUCCGACCUUGAGACCGGUCCCUUCGUGCUGCGCACGUUGCUAAAAGAUGUCCCGCUCUCUGGAGACGGCGCAAAGGAUGACGACGUCAAGAUCAAUUGCGUGGAGUACCUAGACGGGAACCUCUACGUUGGCACCUCCGCUUCAGAGCUUAUCCAUUUCGUUCAGAUCCCCGCUGAUCCCUCCGAUGACUCUGCCACGCCCGUCUUCGUUCAAGCCUCGAGGCUUCAGCCAGCUUAUGCCGAAACCUCGAGCUCCUCUAGUAGCCCAAAGCCUGGCAUACAGCAAAUUCUACUUCUGCCUCGAGUCGGCAAGGCAUGCAUAUUAUGUAACGGGACAGUAACCUUUUAUUCACUACCCGAAUUGAGCCCAGUUUUCAACAAUACGCAAGUCAAGAAUUGCAAUUGGAUAGGCGGCAUCGACUUGAAUGAGCUGCAGGGUGACCAUGAAAACGCAGAGGGUGUAGGAGUGACGAUUUUGCUUUCUCUGAACCGCCGUAUACAAGUCGUCAGGAUCGGCGAGGAUGCUCGAGGCAUCAAGAGAAUCGACAUCCCCGGGACAUCCCUGACGGUCAGGCGCGAUACAAUUGCAUGUGUGGCGGACUCUCGAAAUUACUCUUUGCUGGAGAUUGAGCGCCAACUCAAGAUCCCGCUCAUGUCCAUUUCAUCCUUGGAUGAUGCUCAGCCUGCUGUGGGCCAAAUGCAAGACGUCUCUGGCGGCAAUGACGGACCUGGCAUCACUAGAAGCGCCUCGUCUGCUAGCCGCCCACAAUCCGGCCUUCAAGAAUCCCAUCAACACCGUAGGGGCACUAGUUUGGGUAACUUGAUAAGUGGAAAUAGGAGACAAGAGCAGCCUCAAGUUGAGCAAGAAGAAUCAGUCUUUCAGGAACCACCUGAAUCCAGAGGCAGCCCUGCACCCCCUGAACAGAUACAGAGUAGGGAUGGAACGCCACAACCCCAGGCCGAGGGAUUACCACGACCAGCACCCACUCCAAAGCCUCGGGACGUUCUCCUGAAACCCCACAUUGUGUCGCCAACACCUGAAGAAUUUCUGCUUGUUACCGGAACUGGCCCUUCGGAGCCAGGGAUAGGUAUGUUCGUGAACCUCGAUGGAGAUCCUACGAGGCCCACUGUCGAGUUUGAUCGAUAUCCAAAGGAGAUUGUUGUUGAUGGCGGCGCUUCGGAUCUAUCGUCCUCGCGGCCUAGCGUGGACGAAGACGAUGAGGGAUACGUACUUGCUUCCAUGGACCGGGAAUUUGAGGAUGGCUUACACAAUGGCCUGGAGAUUCAAAGAUGGGACAGCGAUGGAUCAGAGGCGGAACCGACAAGGUAUUGGCUCGAGCCGCCAGGAAUGCGUUCGCCAUCUCAAGCGAUAGGCAUCAGAUCUCUUCGCGGUUCCAAUGAAACGCACUUCCAGGAAAUCGUCGACAAGCUUUCUCAACAAAGAUUCAAGCCAUUCUCCCAGGGUCUGGAGGCAUCCACCAUGUCGCUUGGAAGCCUGGAUUCCAGGACCGCAUUGACGAUGGAGCGUGUCUCAAAGGAAAAGGAGCUGUUUGAAAGGGAUAAUGACUCCCCCGAUGACGAAACUUUACCUUCAGGAUGGGAGAACAACCGCUUAGAUGAAGAAAAAGAGUUUGCUCGAAGGCUAGCUGGCACUACAGCUCGGCUCGCUGUUUGGUCAGGAGAUCACAUAUGGUGGGCUCUGCGCAACCCUCUAAUCCUGCAGCUGGAUACUCAACUCAAGAGCGUAUCGAAAUCCUCCAUCAACACCGUUGCCGAGCGACGAGAACUGUUCAGUCUACUAAACUCUUUUCGUGGCCGCGACGCGAGAUCCGAGCUGGAAUUCCUUACUUUCAAUUAUAUGAGACAAAGAACCGGUAUUCUAUUGCUGACAAGUUUCCUGCAACCAAAUAAGGAGCCCUUUGGUGAAUCAGAGCUUCGUGCACUUGAGGAAGUUCUGGUCGAUAGUCUUCUUGACCCACGGGUUGUGCUGUCAUUAAUCCCCGGCGUCCGCAAUGAAGUAAUAGAGACUCGCAAAGGUAUUUGGAUCUUUGGCGGUGUAAAACAGGAAGCCGACGCUUACAUUGCGACCGACGCCUUUGACAAGGGCAGAUCUGGUGUCAAUGUCCUGCCUGCUUCGGUACUGCAGUUCCUGAAGCGCUUUCUCACGGCAUGGAGGAAAAAGAAGGGAUUCGGCAGCAUUCCUGAUGAAAAUGAAGUCUUUCGAACAGUCGAUGCUGCGCUUCUCGCCGUGUUGCUCGAACUAGAUCAGCAUUCGCCACCGGGUCUGGCAAGAGGCAAGUCAACACGCUCCGAGCUAUACGAUCUGGUGGACAAUGGAGUCGACUGUUUUGAAAGGGCGGAAACAUUGAUAGAGUCAUAUCGUCGGCUUUUUGUCCUCAGCCGCCUGUACCAAAGCCGCAGGAUGGCUGAAGAGGUACUCACGACAUGGCGCCGAAUUGUUGAAGGAGAAGAAGACGCCGGUGGAGAAUUCCGCGAUGGAGAACAGCGCAUUCGAGAGUAUCUAACAAAAAUCAGCAAUCAAGCCCUGGUGCGCGAGUACGGUCUCUGGCUUGCAAAUCGCAAUCCAAAACUCGGCGUUCAAGUCUUCGCCGAAGAAAAGGGGCGUGCACCAAAGUUCGAACCCACACAGGUUGUCGAAAUUCUUCGUGCGGAAGCUCCAGAUGCUGUCAAGUACUACCUAGAAUAUCUGGUAUUUGGCCAAGGACACACUAUCCAUGUCAACGAGCUCAUCACGUACUAUCUGGAUAUCGUCAUUACUCAUCUUGAAUCCUCCUCGGAGGCUCGCGAGGUUUUUGUGGCGACAUAUGCUGCUUAUCGAGCUUUGCGCCCACUAAAGCCUACCUACAGGCAAUUUCUAACAGAGAAUGCCCCAGAAGACGAUGAAGUCUGGCAAAGCCGGCUACGUCUACUGCAACUGCUGGGCGGACAGUAUGAUUAUGAUUUGGCUGCGAUUAGAAGUCGUAUUGCCGGCCUAGAGGCUACUGCUCCAGAUCUCCUUGUUCCGGAAACCAUCAUUCUGGAUGGGCGAGAGCGUAAGCAUGAAGAUGCCUUGCGAUUACUCGUGCAUCAUCUGGGUGACUACGAUACUGCAGUGGCGUAUUGCCUCCGAGGCGGCUCCAGUAUAUAUAGUAUCUACCAAACCACACCACCGUCUCCUCAUCCCACAGCGCCGGACAGCACAAAGGCGCCAAAGAGAAGAGACAGUGCGCCCCCCACAGAAAAUGAGCAGGCAAGGCUCUUCCGUGCUCUACUCGGCGAGUUCCUGGAGAUUGAAGAUGUCAGUGACCGUGUAGAGCAGACGGGGAUGAUGCUUGAGCGGUUUGGUGGCUGGUUCGAUGUGGACGAGGUCUUGAGUCUUAUUCCUGAUACUUGGAGUGUGGACCUGGUUGCUGGUUUCUUGGUCAGGGCAUUACGGAGGAUGGUUGUAGAGAAGAACGAGACCACGGUUGCGAGAGCAUUAUCAAGUAGCCAGUACCUCAAAGUCCAGCAUGAUCUGGUCACCAAGAUAGAGGAGAAAGGCCCGACUUUUGAGGGUGAAUAG
Molecule: messenger RNA, 3591 nt
Organism: Pestalotiopsis fici W106-1
Lineage: Eukaryota; Fungi; Ascomycota; Sordariomycetes; Amphisphaeriales; Sporocadaceae
Exons: 2
Coding region: 1-3591 (1196 amino acids)
Biological process (GO): autophagy; vesicle-mediated transport; endosomal vesicle fusion
Cellular component (GO): cytoplasm; fungal-type vacuole membrane
Source: RefSeq, a predicted model, not a curated record